AUGGCAACCUCCACCACGUUUAAGCUCAACACUGGGGCUGAGAUACCCGCCCUGGGAUUUGGAACUUGGCAGGAUGCCGAUGCCCAAGAGCCUGCUGUCACCCACGCUUUGAAAGCUGGCUACAGACACAUUGAUACUGCGCGCAUCUAUGGUACCGAACCCGCUGUUGGAAGCGCCAUUAAGAAGUCUGGCAUUCCGCGCGACCAACUCUUCAUCACCACAAAACUCUGGAACAACAGUCACCACCCCGAUGAUGUGGAGAAGGCGCUGGAUGCUUCGUUGAAAGACCUGGGUCUUGACUACGUGGACCUCUAUCUUAUGCAUUGGCCAUCUCCAUUUGCACGCGGAGAUGAGUUGAUGCCGAAAGACAGUAACGGAAAAAUCAAAACCGGCGACACGGACUACGUUGAUACGUACAAGGCCAUGGAAAAGUGCUACCAGUCAGGAAAGGCAAAGGCCAUUGGCGUUUCGAACUUCAGCAAGGCGGAGCUGGAGCGGUUACUCAAGGAAACGACUGUGGUCCCUGCUGCCCAUCAGCUUGAGAUGCACCCAUGGCUGCAGCAGCGCAGCUUUGCCGAUAUUCACAAGCAGAAUGGCAUUCACCUAACGCAUUACAGCCCCUUUGGCAACCAGAACGAGAUUUAUGGUGACGGAAAGGGACUGGGCAAACUGAUGGAUGACCCUGUCCUUGUUGAAAUUGGAAAGAAGCAUGGAAAGACCGGGGCGCAGGCAGCGCUUGCCUGGGGCGUCACUCGCGGUCACUCCGUGAUCCCGAAGAGCAAGACGAACGCGCGCAUCGAACAGAACUUGCAAGGAGACUUCAAGCUUGACGAUGAGGACAUGAAGAAGAUCGAUGGCAUCGACAAGAAGCUCCGCUUCAACGAUUCAUCAGCGGACUUUGGGUGGAACUUGUUCGCGGACCUUGAUGGAAAGCAAUGAAGAUAAAGGCAGUGGUAGCUUAGGAUAAUUCAUGACGAUUUACGAU
Molecule: messenger RNA, 985 nt
Organism: Aplosporella prunicola CBS 121167
Lineage: Eukaryota; Fungi; Ascomycota; Dothideomycetes; Botryosphaeriales; Aplosporellaceae
Exons: 5
Coding region: 1-939 (312 amino acids)
Cellular component (GO): cytosol
Molecular function (GO): aldose reductase (NADPH) activity
Source: RefSeq, a predicted model, not a curated record